Molecule: messenger RNA, 1017 nt
Organism: Drosophila takahashii
Lineage: Eukaryota; Metazoa; Arthropoda; Insecta; Diptera; Drosophilidae
Product: leucine-rich repeat-containing protein 57
Molecular function (GO): protein binding
Source: RefSeq, a predicted model, not a curated record
CUAACCAGAGAGCAGCCACGGUCAUACUGCUAAAGAAAACAAGUAAAUAGUUUUAAUUAUUUACUAAAAGUGCUGUUAAACGCGAGAGGAGCGAGGAUAUCCGACCAAGCCCACCUGGAUUAGUCAUCGGCAACCCCACCCACCCGGAAAAUGGGCAACAAGCAGAUAAAACAGCACCUGGAGACGGCGCAGAAGACGGGCAUCCUGAAGAUCUCGCUGCAGCGCCUGCAGGAGUUCCCGCCGCAGCUGAAGGCCUACCCGAAUGUGCUGAAGACCCUCGAUCUCAGCGAGAAUCGCUUCGAGCGCGUGCCCGACGAACUGGGCAAGCUGACGCUGCUGAAGCACCUCAAUCUCAGCGGCAACCGGCUGGCCGAGCUCAACGAGGUGGUGGGCGAGCUGGCCAAGCUGGAGGUGCUCCUGCUGAUGGACAACCUGCUGACCCGCCUGCCCAAGACGCUGGCCAACUGCAGCCACCUGAAGACGGUGAACCUGAGCAACAACCAGCUGAAGGAGUUCCCCGCGAUGCUGUGCGGCCUGAAGCAGCUGGACGUGCUGGAUCUCUCGCGGAACAGGAUCACCGAGGUGCCCGCCGAGGUGGGCGGCCUGUAUGUGACCGAGCUGAACCUGAACCAGAACCAAAUCUCCGCCCUGGCGGAGGACGUGGCCGAGUGCCCCAAGCUGAAGACCCUGAGGCUCGAGGAGAACUGCCUCCAGGCGGCCGCCUUCACGCCCCGCAUCCUCAAGGAGUCGAAGAUCUGCAACCUGGCCGUCGACGGCAAUCUGUUCAACUCGAAGCAGUUCACCGAUCUCGAUGGCUACGAUGUGUACAUGGAGCGCUACACGGCGGUCAGGAAGAAGAUGUUCUAGAUGUUCGGAACUCUUGGAGAACUUCUUUAUAUCCCCCUUUUUUUUUGUGUGCGUCCUUGGAUUUUAUUUAUCAGCUUAAACUAGUUUAAUAGCCUAAUUCCAUAUGCCUUCAGUGUAAAUCGUUAUGAAUAAAACGAAGAAAGACAAGUA